This is a messenger RNA of Paramuricea clavata, 833 nucleotides long. The record is from the annotation of a GenBank genome assembly. Lineage: Eukaryota; Metazoa; Cnidaria; Anthozoa; Malacalcyonacea; Plexauridae.
AUGAAAUUGAAUGCAUUUCUGGACGAACUUGAAUUAGCAAAAAAAAUUAUAUUAAUUAUUUUCGCCCUUUGUACAAUUGUUGGCAACACUUUGGUUUUGGUGGCAACCUGGAGAGAAGCAAGUCUUCAUCAACCAAAUAAAUAUUUUAUUGCUUGUCUGGCUGUCGCUGAUCUUUUGGUUGGUGUAAUUUUAGAACCAUUGAUGAUGUAUCAACGCAGUAUCGAUGUUGAAUCGCGACGUACCAUGUCUAAUCACCUAUGUCGUUUCAUAGCGUGGAUAGAUACCUUUCUGUUAUCAGCAUCUAUUUAUACACUGACAUUCAUCAGUUUUGACCGAUAUCUCAAGAUCACGAAGCCACUUCAAUAUAGAUCCAGAAUGACAACUUCCAAAUCAUUGAAAAUUAUCUUUGCCAUUUGGUUGAUUUCAACUGCCUUUGCCACCUACGCCGCCGCUCCUCAUUCAGGAGGCAAGGGCAUCUUGUUUACAAGCAUGAGAGAUUGCAGCGCUUUCGAUAAAAGUAAAAUAAAAGUAUUCUACACUUUUGUAUCAAUAGCUUUAUUUUUUCUACCCACCGUGGUUAUACUGGUUAUGUACGCUCUCAUUUUUGUUGUUGUUCGUAAUCGACAAAAAAUGUUGAGAAAUGGCGAACUGGGUCAAACCUGCAAUAAUUGGAACCAACGAAGUGCCUUUCUUAAAGAUCUGAAGACUAUUCGUAUUUUAUUGGUUGUUGUUGGAGUGUUUAUACUUUGUUGGGGUCCUCACUUUAUUUGCCAGAUGCUGGUGCACUACAAUUCAAAUUUUCGUGAUUCGGACAACCGCUCAUUGACUGACAG